Molecule: messenger RNA, 1038 nt
Organism: Aedes albopictus (Asian tiger mosquito)
Lineage: Eukaryota; Metazoa; Arthropoda; Insecta; Diptera; Culicidae
Gene: Cpr57A
Product: larval cuticle protein A2B
Exons: 3
Coding region: 236-817 (193 amino acids)
Cellular component (GO): chitin-based extracellular matrix
Molecular function (GO): structural constituent of chitin-based larval cuticle
Source: RefSeq, a predicted model, not a curated record
AGCAGCAUGCGCGGGACCAUGUACUCCACCAAACAAGUUUUCUUCGGGCUCAUUUCGCAUAUGUAAAGAUUUCAAAAACGUGCCCAUCUACAUAAGCCGUACCCGCCUGCUUUCGGAUCUUUCUCGGCCUUCCAGCGCAGCUCGUCGUCAGCCCACAAGUCAGUAGCUUUGAGAAGCUUGCCGAGUAAAGCAGUUCAUUCCCGCCCUGGUUCAAAUACUCAGAGACCUCAUCAGUAUGCAGUCUUUCACAUCGCUAACCUUUUUAGUGACGCUCUUGAUUGGGCUAAGCUAUUGCGAUGUGUCUCACGUGUUGCAACCAGUUAUUGUGGAAGAUGAAGUCACCACUCUUCCACCUCCUCCGAAACCUUACGCAUUUGGGUAUGUGGCUGGACGUUAUCCUGGACACGUAGAUCGUUCACAUAGCGAAGCUUCUGAUGGAAGUGGCGUUGUCCAAGGAUCGUUUUCCUACGUUGACCCCAGAAAUCAAGUCCGCACGGUGGAGUACAUUGCCGACGCUCACGGAUUUUAUCCCCGAUUGAGUCACGAACUCAAAUCCCCCGAACAAACCGAAGCAGUUCAACGUGCAGCGAAUAAACAUUUUGCGUUGUAUGCAAAGAUCGCGGAAGAACACGCCAACCCCCACCACCGGGCCGUCGAACCGUCGCUCCCGAGAGAUACAGUGGCCGUGUCCAAGGCCAAAGACCGACAUUUCACGCUGUACGAGAAGAUCGCCCAUGAGCAUGCCCAAAUUGCAGCGCAACGCGAAGCCGAACGGAUCGCUUUCGAGGCUACUUCGGAAGUCAACGGUUUGCACUAAAGGUGUGAAACUCGAGCUUCGCAUGGAAAGUGCAAAACCGGUGUAUGACUGACGAAAACGAAUUUUCAAGGACACUCAACUAAUGAUCGUGUGCCUUUCUAACUGGACCAUAUUAAUCAGUGUAAAUAUGUAAUUUGUUAAUUAGGAGUUCCCUCAAGUGAAAACUAAUUGAAAACAGAGUGCAAUUUGGCAUAAUAAACGUAAUGAAUCUAAUAAUUGAA